Molecule: messenger RNA, 3575 nt
Organism: Pteropus alecto (black flying fox)
Lineage: Eukaryota; Metazoa; Chordata; Mammalia; Chiroptera; Pteropodidae
Gene: PARD6B
Product: par-6 family cell polarity regulator beta
Exons: 3
Coding region: 288-1406 (372 amino acids)
Biological process (GO): centrosome cycle; establishment or maintenance of cell polarity; regulation of cellular localization
Cellular component (GO): nucleus; cell cortex; apical plasma membrane
Molecular function (GO): protein kinase C binding
Source: RefSeq, a predicted model, not a curated record
CUCCGCCUCCGCCGUCGCGGCUGCAGCGGAGGCCCGGAGGGAGGGAGUCGCGUCCCCGCCCGCCGCGUUGCCAGACCGACCCUCGGUGUCGCCGAGUGAAGAGCCAGCGGCGCGGAGCUCGGCGCGGAGACGCGAGCCGCGGCCGCCCCUCUGCAGGUGCCUGUGAGGAGGCGCCCGGGCCGCGGCCGUGUCCGGAACCUGCCGGCCGCGCACAGAGUCUCUCCCCGCGCUCCCAGGGGCGGGGGGCGGCCCGGCUGGAGGAGGCCGCUGCGGGACCCGGCCUCAGCAUGAACCGCAGCCACCGGCACGGGGCGGGCAGCGGCUGCCUGGGCACCAUGGAGGUGAAGAGCAAGUUUGGAGCUGAAUUUCGUCGAUUUUCACUGGAAAGAUCGAAACCUGGAAAAUUUGAGGAGUUUUAUGGAUUACUGCAACAUGUUCAUAAGAUACCCAAUGUUGACGUUUUAGUAGGCUAUGCGGACAUCCAUGGAGACUUACUACCUAUAAAUAACGAUGAUAAUUAUCACAAAGCUGUUUCAACGGCCAAUCCAUUGCUUAGGAUUUUUAUACAAAAAAAGGAAGAAGCAGACUACAGUGCCUUUGGUACAGACACACUAAUAAAGAAGAAGAAUGUUUUAACCAACGUCCUGCGUCCUGACAACCACAGGAAAAAGCCACAUAUAGUCAUCAGUAUGCCCCAGGACUUCAGACCCGUGUCUUCCAUCAUAGACGUGGAUAUUCUCCCGGAAACGCAUCGCAGGGUUCGUCUUUACAAGUACGGCACGGAGAAGCCCCUGGGAUUCUACAUCCGAGACGGCUCCAGUGUCAGGGUGACACCGCACGGCUUAGAGAAGGUCCCAGGGAUCUUUAUAUCCAGACUUGUCCCAGGAGGUCUGGCUCAAAGCACAGGACUCUUAGCUGUUAAUGAUGAAGUUUUAGAAGUCAAUGGCAUAGAAGUUUCAGGGAAGAGUCUCGAUCAAGUGACAGACAUGAUGAUCGCAAACAGCCGCAACCUCAUCAUAACAGUGCGACCGGCGAACCAGAGGAACAAUGUCGUCAGGCACAGUAGGGCCUCCGGCAGCUCCGGCCAGUCUACUGACAACAGCCUCCUCGGCUGCCCGCCGCAGAGCGAACCCAGCUUUGAGCCAGAGGACGAAGACAGUGAAGAAGACGACAUUGUCAUCGAAGGCAAUGGAGUGCCGCAGCAGAUUCCGAACGCGGUUCCUAACGCCGAGAGCCUGGAAUCGUUAACGCAGAUAGAACUCAGUCUGGAGUCUGGACAGAAUGGUUUUAUCCCUUCUGCUGAGGUGAGCUUAGCACCCACAGCCAGCGGCACAAAUACAGAAUUUGACACACACAUUCCAGAUCAAAAACUCUUAGAAGAGGAUGGGACGAUCAUAACACUCUGAAACCGUUGUCGAUCGUUUUCUGCGGACGCCGUGGGACUUGCACAUUUGGCUAGUUUAAAGCAUAUAUUACCUCUGAACCAGCGACCUGGACCAGGCAUGAGAAAAAAUAAUAUUGCAAGCUUAAAACGUUAUUAAAAUAAUAGUUUCAUAAUUGCUAAUUUAAACUUUGGUGGGUCAGAGGUGAAUUUAAGUCCGAGACAAAGGGGCCUUUGCUAAUGAAAUCAUGUGCUUUUGCUAUUUUGGCUGUAGAGAACUGGACAUUCGAGCAUGUUCUCGGAACUAUGUGAGAGAAUGAAAUCAUUUCCAUUUGAAGUGGUUGCAUAUUUAACCUGCUGUGCAGAGCCCAAUUAAUUUUUCCUUUAACUAUAUUUUUAAAAAUUCUAAUGUGAAGAAGUCUGAUUCUAUCUCUUGGUACCUUGGGGACCUCAGCUCCUAUGUUCCUGUAUUUUAUUUUGAUUUUAAAAAUGUUGUUCUUCUGUUGUGAAUUGUAACAAGUAAUUUUUUCAAAUGCUUUCCUUUUCUAAUUUCUAAGAAAUCAAGCCCAUUGACUGUUUUUAGGAGUUGCUUCCUAUGUUAUAAAGCAUUGGUCCUAAAUUAAGAAACUCUAUAACAGCUGUCCAAGUUGUGUUUGUCCAUCCUGUUGAUAUCACAGUUACAGACUCAUUCCACAUGGGUAUAACUUAUGUUGCAAAAGGCAAGUCCGUCGGCUCUGAGCAUAUGAGAGACGCUCCCUAACCUCAUCCUCAUUCCCAAUCUCACUGGAAAUCAUUCCCUUCGUUGUUCGUGUGUGUUUUGUCGAUAUGCUUUUAUACUCUCUUAAUGUAUUCGAGUAGCGCAGAUCAUUUUGGAUAAAAAAAAUGCACCCAAGUUAAGAGAUUUUUACACACAGGACAAACUCCUCGUGCACUUUUUAUAUGAACAUUUUGGGUUUUCCUUAAUGGGAUUUCUAGGAACACUGCCUACACUUUAUGAAAAUUAUAGAGUAUUCACCUUUGACAGGUAGAGUUUAUCGCUAUUAAUUUUAUGAGGCUAUUUAUUACUUUCCAGUGCAUCCACUUAGAACAAGUUAAGAGUGAGGCUGCUCACUUUCCUUCCUUGGCUGAUUUCACUGUACAGUGGGCACAAACACUACAGCACGCUCGCACAUAGAAGCCGAGAGCAGUGUGAAGUACGUACGUUCUCUGCGGCUUAUGGCUAUUUCUCUCAGAGUUAUUUAUUGCUUAAUUUUAUUGUAGGGCUAGUAUGGAUAUCUUUAUAGCAAUUGCGUGCUAUUAAAACAAUGAAGAAUCAAACGACUCCGUUUUGAAGGAUAUUUUCACUGUAUGGUCAAAGUAUAUGAAGAAGUAAAGUCUUGAUUAAAUGAAGAUCACUUGACUCAAUACUUAAGUGUAUUUUGUUCACAUUACCACUAAACAUAUUGUCACUUAACUAUUAGCUGCACAACAUUCUGUAAUAUCAUGUACUUUUUGUUGAAUUCAUCGAAGUUCUUCCACUUACAUCCCACUUUUUUAAUGGCAUUCCCGCUUUAACAUUCUGUGAGUUUUAUAAAUUUGACUCUUGAAUGGCAAAAUAAUGUUAAUAUGUAGAAGGUUAAAUUUCAUUGAUAUUAUAAGCGGUGCAGGGGUUCAACAUUUUAAGUAAAAGUAAAAACGAUUUCACGCACUACCUCUCUCUUAAACAAAAUUUUAACAUCAGAACUUCUCUCGGGGGGGAAAACACUUCAGGGCUUGACUUUUUGUACAAAUUUUAACUGUAAAAUAUGGAUUUGUCUUGUAUGUAUUCAUGAAAAUGGAACUCAAAGCUGCUAGUGCUUUUUAUUUUAAUUAUCCUGCUAAGGGUACAUGACAGUGGUGUUUUCAGCGAGUUCUCUCUAAAUGAUUGGUAAAAUAAUUGAUCACUUGACGUAUUGUAAAACCAAUAGAUCUUGGUUAUACAAUAAAAUGUAAAAUCAUUGGUAGCCUGAAUCAAUUAUUUCAAGUGUAUCUUAUUAACAAGUAUAUCAGUGGAUUCAGCAUAAGAUCUUACAGUACUGAAUGUCAAGCCCCACUGUGAAUUUUGUUCUGUAUCUUUAAGUAAAUUUAUGGUAAUGUUCUCAUAUGCUGUCAACAGAAUAUAUGUACUUUUGUGAACUAUGAAUUUUCUAAUUAAAUUUUACACGCGACAACAUGA